CUGUAAUUAAGCCUAAGCUAAAGACAAAUAUGAUCUGGAACUCUAACAGCAACCAUGCUCUUGUUUUCAUUGGAACAUUCAGAAUGAUUACAACAAAAAUACACUUUUAACUUAUCCUCAUCGUUAUAAUAAAAUCACAAUCUCUUCAUUGUACAGUCUCUAGAUAGUGUCCUUCCUUCUUGUCUGGCUUGUCUUUACUUCAUCUCUCUCCCAUGAGGGCAACUUAGAACUUUGUCUUUCUUCCUUUAAUUCUUCAAGACUUAGCAGUUUCACUUUUUGAACCUAAAGAUUGCAGCUUUCCUCUAAACCUCUAGUCUUCAACAGUGUUCAAACCCUAGCUUCCAUGGCAAAAACUAGACCAGGGGUCUCUGCACCCAAGCUCAAAGCAGGGAAGAAGGACCUCCAUUCUUACACCAUUAGAGGCACCAACAAAAUUGUUAGAGUGGGGGAUUGUGUUCUGAUGCGUCCUUCUGAUAUCGGUAAUCCCCCCUAUGUGGCCCGGGUUGAGAAAAUCGAAUCAGAUAACAGGAACAACGUCAAGGUUCGAGUGCGAUGGUAUUACCGUCCUGAGGAAUCACUUGGAGGAAGGAGGCAAUUCCAUGGAGCAAAGGAGCUGUUUUUGUCUGACCACCAUGAUGUGCAGAGUGCUCAAACCGUUGAAGGGAAGUGCAUUGUUCAUUCUUUCAAGAACUACACCAAGCUUGAGAAUGUUGGGGCUGAGGACUACUAUUGGAGAUUUGAAUAUAAAGCUGCUACCGGGGCCUUUACACCUGAUCGAGUUGCUGUGUACUGCAAAUGUGAGAUGCCCUACAAUCCUGAUGAUCUUAUGGUUCAAUGUGAGGGUUGCAAGGAUUGGUAUCAUCCUGCUUGUGUAGGCAUGACAAUUGAAGAAGCAAAAAUGUUGGAACACUUUGUCUGUUUUGAAUGUUCCGAGGAUGAUUUCAAACAAUUUCAGAAUGGAUUUCAUGCAUCACCAGUAUCUGAUGCAAAGGUGGAGUCUAAAAGACAUAAGAGAUGAGUAAACCAUGGGAAAGCUUUUUGUUGAAUGAGAGAAGACUCGUUACGCAGAUUUAGCUUGUAGGCCGUUGCUAUGUGAGCUGUAUAUUGUAGAAAUUAUGUGCUUUGUCCACGCUGGUGGCUGGUUAGUAACUUAUGUGUAGGAGACAUCAUUUGUAUCUGUGUUAGGUUUAGGAGAUUAAUGUCUGUGCAGGAGGAUCAAUUGUCUGUAGUUCUCUGAUUUUGAACCGAUAUUUUCGGGUAACUCAUCUUAUUGACUUAUUGAUUAUGCUUUGCCAUCUUACUUGGGAAAAAGUGCAAAAA
Molecule: messenger RNA, 1320 nt
Organism: Gossypium raimondii (Peruvian cotton)
Lineage: Eukaryota; Viridiplantae; Streptophyta; Magnoliopsida; Malvales; Malvaceae
Product: chromatin remodeling protein EBS
Exons: 5
Coding region: 344-1018 (224 amino acids)
Molecular function (GO): chromatin binding
Source: RefSeq, a predicted model, not a curated record